Trichophyton rubrum CBS 118892 is the source of this 912-nucleotide messenger RNA. RefSeq lists its product as uncharacterized. Bases 1 to 912 code for a protein of 303 amino acids. Gene Ontology annotation, molecular function: protein binding. The record is from RefSeq and is a predicted model, not a curated record. Gene Ontology annotation, cellular component: Cdc73/Paf1 complex. Lineage: Eukaryota; Fungi; Ascomycota; Eurotiomycetes; Onygenales; Arthrodermataceae. The transcript has 7 exons.
AUGGCAAGUGGGACGGAGAAUGCGCACAUAUCUGAAAUAUUUUCUCUCGCUGUGACCCCUACCCAGAUCUUAUCAGCCUCGGGCGCCUCCUCGCUCAAGGCCCAUUUGGCCAACGAAGAAGGAUUUGGCAUAGCCCAAUCUCUCUCAGCAGCCCACAAGAUUGGUUGUCAUCAUCUCACCACGGCAAAAGGGUCUGGCUGUUAUGCGGCCAGUGUUGGCUUUGGAGGAGAGGUAAAGCUAUGGCGUUUCGAGGAUGGGAUGUGGAAUGAAGACCUCAAAGAUAAUGGCAAGGUAAAAGAUAUAUGGGCCAUUUCUCUGUCCUCAGAUGCGAGGUACCUUGCCGGCACCACCCAUGAUGGCCGUAUCAAGGUCUGGGACCUUCAAAAUAACAUAGAGGAGGUAUGGAAUUUUGAGACGAGAGGGAGCUUUGGCAUGUGUGUUGAUUUGUCACCGGAUGGGCGUUUGAUCGCGUCAGGCCAUCAAAGCGGGAGCGUUUACGUUUUUGACCUCGCAGAAGGAAGGAUGCCGUUCUCGUUAUCAGGUCUUGCCGCACCCGUUAGAGCGGUAUCGUUUUCUCCCGGAGGAAAGUUACUGGCUGCUGCUGGGGACUCUACAAUGAUUAUGAUUUAUGAAACAAGCUCUGGGGAGCAGUUUGCAACACUGAUCGGCCAUGCCGCGUGGGUUACCUCCUUAGACUGGAACGACUCUGGCGAAUACCUCCUAAGCGGUUCGUUUGACGGCAAAGUUAAAGUGUGGUCAAUUGAGCGGAAGGCCUGUGUUGCGACGCUCUCGGAAUCUGACAAGGCUAUAUGGAGCGUUAAAUGGCUGCCGAAGGUGGGAAAGGCAGAACGGUUCGCGGCAGCAGGUGCCAGCCAGAGCAUUGCAUUAUACCGAGAAGCUAACAGUAGCUAA